CGCAUCCCAGACCAUCACUGCAACAUCGUAUCAUCAAAGUGGGAACAUGUCUGCCCAGGUGGUGAAGAAGAAGAGUCUUGGAAGUGUUAAGCGUCCACGGAAGUUCUUCCUGUGCUCUCUCAGGGCUCUGUCCAUGCCUGGCCGCCAGUACCAAGCCUUGCCUAGUGUCUUUCUUGGUGACUAUGAUGCCAGCACCCGCUACACCAGCACCAAGAAUACCAAGAUGCCUCAUUCAUCGGGUUCCCCAGAACAAGAAGGAUUCUUCAGUCUGCUGACCCAUGUACAAGGAGGUCGCAUGGAUGAGCAACGAUGCAACAUUCAGAUUGUUCACAACAAGAGCGGCUCAGACACUGAGAAGAAGAACAGCCCCAGCCCACCCCCAGAGAUGGACAACUUCAUGGAUAUGCUGGCGCAUACGCAGAGCCGGCGGAUGGACGAUCAGCGGGUCAGCUUCAACUACCUCCCAGGCUUCCAAAACGCUGACCGUAAUGCCAGCAACAAACCGGCCUCUGGGGCCACCAAGAAAUGAGUACCUCCCCAGUCCUGAUCAGGGAAGGUGGCAGACAGACACCGACCUAAUGCCACCAAGCACAGCACUCCGCCACUCGCCCAAUAGCAACCCCUCAU
Podarcis muralis (Common wall lizard) is the source of this 627-nucleotide messenger RNA. Lineage: Eukaryota; Metazoa; Chordata; Lepidosauria; Squamata; Lacertidae. The record is from RefSeq and is a predicted model, not a curated record.